AUGGAAGCACAGCCAGACAGCAGAAAGAGCAGCUUGAAAUGCCUGUUUGAGGAAAUCCUGCAGGAGCAUGAUGAGGAACGUGGGGCAAGCCCAAAUCCAACCGGCAGCCCGGCCACAGGCACAGCUCCAACAGGCAGCCCGGCUACAGGCACAGCUCCAACAGGCAGCCCGGCCCCAGAAACAGCUCCAACAGGCAGCCUGGCCACAGGCACAGCUCCAACAGGCAGCCCGGCUACAGGCACAGCUCCAACAGGCAGCCCGGCCACAGGCCCAAAUCCAACCGGCAGCCCGGCGACAGGCACAGCUCCAACAGGCAGCCCGGCCACAGGCUCAAAUCCAACCGGCAGCCCGGCGACAGGCACAGCUCCAACAGGCAGCCCGGCCACAGGCACAGCUCCAACAGGCAGCCCGGCCACAGGCACAGCUCCAACAGGCAGGCCGGCAACAGGCACAGCUCCAACAGGCAGCCCGGCCACAGGAACAGCUCCAACAGGCAGCCCGGCCCCAGAAACAGCUCCAACAGGCAGCCCGGCCCCAGAAACAGCUCCAACAGGCAGCCCGGCUACAGGCACAGCUCCAACAGGCAGCCCGGCCACAGGCCCAAAUCCAACCGGCAGCCCGGCGACAGGCACAGCUCCAACAGGCAGCCCGGCUACAGGCACAGCUCCAACAGGCAGCCCGGCCACAGGCACAGCUCCAACAGGCAGCCUGGCCACAGGCACAGCUCCAACAGGCAGCCCGGCUACAGGCACAGCUCCAACAGGCAGCCCGGCCACAGGCCCAAAUCCAACCGGCAGCCCGGCGACAGGCACAGCUCCAACAGGCAGCCCGGCCACAGGCACAGCUCCAACAGGCAGCCCGGCCACAGGCACAGCUCCAACAGGCAGGCCGGCAACAGGCACAGCUCCAACAGGCAGCCCGGCCACAGGAACAGCUCCAACAGGCAGCCCGGCCACAGGCCCAAAGCCAACCGGCAGCCCGGCCACAGGCACAGCUCCAACAGGCAGCCCGGCCACAGGCACAGCUCCAACAGGCAGCCCGGCCACAGUUACAGCUCCAACAGGCAGCCCGGCCACAGGCACAGCUCCAACAGGCAGCCCGGCCACAGGCUCAAAUCUAACCACCAGCCCGGCCACAGGCCCAAAUCCAACCGGCAGCCCGGCUACAGGCCCAAAUCCAACCGGCAGACCGGCCACAGGCCCAAAUCCAACCAGCAGCAUGGCCCAUAGCGCAGCUCCAACCGGCAGCUCAGCCACAGGCCCAAAUCCAACCAGUAGCCCGCCCCAUAGCGCAGCUCCAACCGGCAGCCUGGCUACGGGCCCAAAUCCAACCGGCGGCCCGGCCACAGGCUCAAAUCCAACCGGCGGCCCGGCCACAGGCUCAUAUCCAACCGGCGGCUCGGCCACAGGCUCAAAUCCAACCGUUGGCCCGGCCACAGGCACAGCACCAAUGAGUGGAUCUGUAGUAACUGACAUGACUCUGGUGUUUGCCAACCAAACAUCGACUCCCAGUGUAAAUGUGGCGCUGGCAGCUUUCAUCAACAGUACCACCAACUUGACUAUUGUACAAGGCAGCAUCCAAAUUACACCUUCCAACACAACUGCUGCACCAAAUGCAACAGCAGCCGUCACCACCACCACUACCACCAUCACCAUCACCACCACUCCAGCAUCAACUAACCCACCAUCUGGUAGUGAAGGAUCUCUGAAUGUUCAGUUCAGCCUGAACCAGAACUUCACCUCAGAUCUCUCUAAACGUACUUCUUCGGGGUUCCAGAAUCUGUCUAUGCAUAUAGUCUCCCAGGUGAACAACGUCUUUUUCAAACAAUUUGCAUCAUUCCUUCGUUCCCUUGUCAACUCAUUCAGGAGCGGAUCUGUAGUGACCAGCAUGACUCUGGUCUUCACCAGCAAGUCUUCGGUUCCCAGCAUAAGCGCCGUCCUGGCAGCUUUCAAUUCCACCGGACUGAACAUUAUACCAAACAGCAUCAUUGUCACACCAACAAGCAGUGCUCACCAACCCACGGUCUUCUCUCUGGCAGUCUUACCUGUCACUUUGGCACUGCUAUUGGGACAGCUGGUGGCUAGCUAAUAGCCUGGCAAAGCCAAUGGCACCUCUACUAGCUAGCAAAUAUCCUGAAUCACCUGGCUGAGGUGGCACUGGUUUGACCAAUCGACUCUUCCCAGCUCUGAGGGAGACAGCCUAAAGAUGUAUGACCUUAAGAUCAAUGACCUUAAGAGGAAUCUUUUGUCAUGUAAAUUUGGAAUGUUUUUGAAUAUGAAUAUUCUUAGUAUUCUAUAUCAUUUGAUUAAAUAAGAGACACCAAUUCUAUGUAUAGCUUAUGUAACUGUAUUCCCACUUAUUCAAAUAGGCCAAAUAAGAUCUAAAUUACUUUUCAUUCAUUGUACCGUUACAUUGAACCUUGUACACAGCAACCAAAAUGGUGCAUUUAUCUAUUUAUCUAUCAGAUAGAAAAAUGAUUAGAAAACAUGUUUUUUCCAGGCUGACAUCCUAAUCCUAAUAUUCUUUUCAAUAUGUAUAAAAUACUUUUCCUAUCUAUUUCAAAUGUGUUUUAUCAUAUUUAUAAUUUCCCUCUUUAAUUGUCUGCUUGUUACUAUUGGCAUUUCACUGAAUAUCAUAUCAAAAUCAUGUCAAUGUUUUAAAAUGGUUGUAAAGCCUGGUUUCCACUACUCAUUAUCAUUAUUAUUAAAUCUAAUAUAUUAAAUGUAACACUUGUAAAAUAUA
Esox lucius (northern pike) is the source of this 2742-nucleotide messenger RNA. Its product is annotated as basic proline-rich protein. The coding region runs from base 1 to 2088 and encodes 695 amino acids. The transcript has 8 exons. The record is from RefSeq and is a predicted model, not a curated record. NCBI's taxonomy places the organism in Eukaryota, Metazoa, Chordata, Actinopteri, Esociformes, Esocidae.